GCCGGCGUGGGAGUAGUUCAGCUUGCAGCUGCCGCCCGCGACCACGCCCGACAGCUCGUCGCCGCCGUGCCCGUGGACGUCGCUCCUUGGGUGGUGCAAGUGCAGGCCCUCGGAGCCCAAGAGUCCGCCGUGAAAAUCCGAUGGCGACGGCGCCGGAUCGUGCAGUCUGGACGCCGCCUGCCCGAAUCCACCGUCCGCCGCGCCGAAAAUGGACUGCGUUGACGGCUGCGAGUCCAGGAGGUUCUGGAAGGAGAGGUAGCUGCUGCUGGGGUCCUGCAGCCGGAGAAGCGCCGAGGACGUCAGCUGCUGGAAGGUGUCGGGCGCGACAGGGUUGGAGGGUGCGGCGGCCGUGCCCGUCGGGGCACUGGCAUUGGCGGCGCCUAGGUUGGAUGAGGACAGCGUGGACGACGACGACGACGACGAAGACGCCGUCGUGAAGGGCGGGAAACUGGAGGACACGGUCGGGAGCUUGUGUGGGAAAGGGCGCAGGAGGUACGGCGGCAGCGAGGCCGUGGCGUCCGCGGCGGAGCGCAGGGAGGAAGGCGGGGAGAAGAUGUGGUCGAAGCGGGUGCGGAGCGACGCGGCGGGGCCCCCGACCCCGACGCCCGCGCCGAAGGGCGGGGACGGGAUGCCCGUGAACUCCUGCACCAUGGCGCGGAAGUUGGAGGUGUCGGUAGUGAGCACCGUCGUGGGCGCCCGCCGCGAUGCGCGCGUCCGCUUCCGCGACCCCCUCGGUGGCUGCGCGAGCGCGCCCAUCGCGGCGCCCUGCCCCGGCGCCGGCGCCGCCGCCACGGUCGCGUCACCAGCCUGCUGGCGCCCGCCCGAGCCCGAGUCGGGUUGCGCGACGAGCGGGGACGAGGAGGAGGAUAGCCCCGAGGUACCGGCGAACGACCCAGAUGACCAGGUACCCGCCUGCUGCUGCGGCAGCGGCAGCGGCGGCGCGGACGUCAGCUCUUGGAGGCCGAAGUAGGAGCCGUGGAGCGAGAACGCGGCGGCCGAGGGGGACGGCGACGGGCGGAGCAGUGCGGAGAGCGGAGAGGAGUCGAACUCGUCGUCGCCGCCGCUGGACGACUGGAGGCUCCCGCUGUUGCCGGAGUCCAUCGGGACGCCACCGCAAAGCGCGAACCCACCAACCCUUGGCUUCCCCUCCACUCCCUCUCCUGCCCCGCUUCCUGGUGGUGCAACUCCCCAAAAACAACCAACAACCACCACAAGGAGCUAAAAAGGCCGGAUCUUCCACUCCGGGACUCGCUGAUCAAGGAGGGACGAGUGGCAGGCGCAGAAAGAGGAGAAGCUUUGCGUCGGGCCGGCGACGCGGUAUAAAAAGGGGAGGGGAGUAGUAGAAGAGAUCGGUGAGGGAAGCGAGAGCAGGAGAGGAGAGGAGAGGAGGGGAGGAGACGGCUGCUGCUUCGGAGCACGUUCCCG
Zea mays is the source of this 1425-nucleotide messenger RNA. The record is from RefSeq. Lineage: Eukaryota; Viridiplantae; Streptophyta; Magnoliopsida; Poales; Poaceae.